AUGGCGCCGAAAGCAGAAACCCUCUCGGUGCAAUCCUUCGCAGCAACCCAGCUCUCCCUCCUCUCCGCGGAGCUCGCCGCCGAGAUCGCAGAGUCCUCCGCCCUCGUCUCCCUGCACUCGCCCACGGCCCUCCAGCGCGCCGGCCUCGCCCUCUCCAACCUCGUCGUCGGCGCGCGCCGGACCGGCCUCGGCGGCCGCACCGUGCUCGAGCUCAACCCGGACCCGGCCGUGUCCUCCUCCGCGGAGGGCAAGCUGCCCGAGCACGGCCUCCGUCCGGGCGACAUCGUGCUGCUGUCCGAACAGCCUGCCGGCAACGCCAAGAAGAGGGAGGUGAAGGAGCUUGAGAGCAAGGGCGCGAGGGGUGUCGUCACGAGAGUGAGGCAUGAGAGCGUCGGCAUCGCGGUGGACGAGGGGAAGGGCGAGGAGAGGGAGUUUAACGGGCGCGUCUGGGUCGUCAAGGUCGCCGACGAUGUCACGUAUCGGAGAAUGAACCUUACCAUGGAGAAGCUCGAGAAGAUGACAGAGGCCGAGUACAGCUCCUUCAUGCGCGUUCUCUUCGGCCUCUCGAGCCCAAGCCCCGUGCCUUCAGAUCUCGCGUCCGAUUCGGAGCUUUCCAAGAUCCAAUGGAUCGAUCCCUCGCUCAACGACUCGCAAAAGGACGCAAUCCGCUUCGCGCUCGCGUCAAAAGAAGUCGCACUCAUUCACGGGCCUCCAGGAACUGGCAAAACCCACACACUGAUCGAGCUCAUUCUCCAGAUGCUCAAGCUCGACCUCCGCAUCCUCGUGUGUGGUCCCUCAAACAUCUCCGUCGACAACAUCGUCGAGCGCCUGGCACCUCACAAGAUCCCCAUCCUCCGCCUCGGUCACCCGGCCCGUCUCCUCCCCAGCGUCGUCGCCCACUCCCUCGACGUGCUCACCCAGACCUCCGAAGCCGGCGCCAUCGUCAAGGACGUCCGCGCCGAGAUGGACGCCAAGCAGGCCUCAAUCAAGAAGACGCGCAACGGCCGCGAGCGACGCCAAAUCUACGGCGACCUCAAGGAGCUCCGGAAGGAGUUCCGCGAGCGCGAGCGCCGCUGUGUGAGCAACCUCGUGCGCGAGAGCAAGGUCGUCCUUGCGACACUGCACGGAGCGGGCGGCCACCAGCUCCGCGACCAGCAGUUCGACGUUGUCAUCAUCGACGAGGCCAGCCAGGCGCUCGAAGCGCAGUGCUGGGUGCCCCUGCUGUCCGCGAAGAAGGCGGUCUGCGCGGGCGAUCACUUGCAGCUCCCGCCGACGAUCAAGUCGCUCAACUCAAAAGUGAAGAAGGUUCUGGCCGAGGGAGCAGGAGAGAAGCAAAUCAAGGGAAUGACGUUGGAAACGACUCUGUUUGACAGGUUGCUCGCCCUGCAUGGGUCAUCCAUCAAGCGGAUGCUCACCACACAAUACCGCAUGCAUGAGAAGAUUAUGAGGUUUCCAUCAGACGAGCUAUACGAUGGAAGAUUGAUCGCUGCAGAAGCAGUCAAAGAGCGUCUCCUGAAAGACUUGCCUUACGAAGUCCAGGAUACCGAAGACACCAACGAGCCACUCAUCUUCAUCGACACACAGGGAGGCGACUACCCGGAAAAGAGCGAGGACGACGACAAGGAUGCCGUCAAGAAGGCCAAAUUCAGCCUCCACGGUGAAAGCAAGAGCAACGAAAUGGAAGCGGCUUUGGUGCGGCAGCACGCCCAAAGCUUGGUUGAUGCUGGCGUGAAGCCCGAGGACAUUGCUGUCGUGACCCCGUAUAACGCUCAGCUCGCCAUUCUCGCGCCCCUGAAGGAGCAGUUCCCGGGCAUCGAGCUGGGCAGUGUAGAUGGCUUUCAGGGCCGCGAAAAGGAGGCCGUCAUUGUCAGCCUUGUACGGAGCAACUCCGAGGGAGAAGUAGGGUUCCUGGGCGAGAAGCGCCGACUGAACGUGGCGAUGACGCGACCCAAACGCUCGCUGACGGUGAUCGGUGAUUCGGAGACAGUCAAGAGAGGUAGCGCAUUCCUCAAGAGAUGGAUGGAUUUCCUCGAAGAGAAUGCAGAUCUGCGUUAUCCCGACUUGUCAACCCUCCAGGGGUCUUGA
Colletotrichum siamense is the source of this 2085-nucleotide messenger RNA. It is a transcript of the gene hcs1-1, whose product is annotated as DNA polymerase alpha-associated DNA helicase A. Gene Ontology annotation, molecular function: DNA binding; ATP hydrolysis activity; 5'-3' DNA helicase activity. The record is from RefSeq and is a predicted model, not a curated record. Lineage: Eukaryota; Fungi; Ascomycota; Sordariomycetes; Glomerellales; Glomerellaceae. Bases 1 to 2085 code for a protein of 694 amino acids. The transcript has 6 exons.